ACCUGGACUCCAGGGUGAACUCCGAAGGCCUGGAUAAGAUCCUGAAGCCCUCGGAGCCCAGGGCCGGAUCGUACUUCAAGAGUGUGUCCGUGUCAAAGAUUGUCCUACCUGAUGGGAGCGUGGAGGAGCGUCGAGUGACCCGGGACGCUGAAGGGAACGAGGAGACCACGGUGACGCGGUCACAAGGCAAACAGUCAUACACCACUGUGACCCGGCGGGACGCUCAGGGCAAGGAGGAAAGGACUGAAGAGAUGGUCAACAUGGAUGACAGUGAGUGCUCAGG
This is a messenger RNA of Chiloscyllium plagiosum (whitespotted bambooshark), 283 nucleotides long. Lineage: Eukaryota; Metazoa; Chordata; Chondrichthyes; Orectolobiformes; Hemiscylliidae. The record is from RefSeq and is a predicted model, not a curated record.